UGCAUUUCCAGCAUUCCGCCUCUCAGUUCGCGGUUUAGUGAAUGGCCGAGCCCGUGUGCGCGCUGCCUGCCUGCCCCGGGGCUCUAUCCCGCCUUUCCCGCAUCACACAGUGUGCAGUGAGGGCCGCACCGUAGGCUGGCUCAGGCGGUGACGCUGGCCGCGUGGUAGCGUGUCUCGCUCUCUCUCGCUGCUCCCCGGUGUGUCCGCUGCGGCCGUGCAUUGAGAACAUGGGGCGGCUCGCUGUGCCCCCCACAGUCACUGCCUUCCUGUUAGAUAUCGAGGGCACCACCACCCCCAUCACAUUUGUGAAGGAUGUGUUAUUCCCCUAUAUUAAAGACAAUGUUAAAGAAUAUCUUCACAAACAUUGGGAAGAAGAACAGUGUCAGGAGGAUGUUUCCCAGCUUCAAAAACAGGCUGAGAUUGAUGCCCAUCUUGAUGGAUUUGUGCCAAUUCCUUCAUUUUCUGAUGGUACUGCAGAUUUGCAAACUGUUGUCCAAGCAGUGGUUGAUAAUGUUCAUUGGCAGAUGUCUCUUGAUCGGAAGACAACUGCACUCAAACAACUACAGGGUCACAUGUGGAAAUCUGCGUAUGUCUCUGCACAAGUGAAGGGAGAGGUCUAUGAAGAUGUAGUACCAGCAAUUAGGAAAUGGAGAGAAGCUGGAAUGAAAGUCUAUAUUUAUUCUUCGGGAAGUAUAGAGGCACAGAAACUUUUAUUUGGAUACUCAAUUGAAGGUGAUCUGCUUAAGUUGUUUGAUGGACAUUUUGAUACUACUAUUGGACAUAAAGUAGAGAGUGAAAGUUACAGAAAUAUUGCAAAAUGUAUCAAGUGCUCACCAGAGAACAUUCUUUUUCUGACUGACAUUAUCAAAGAGGCAAAAGCUGCAGAGGAGGCAGGAGCGCAUGUGGCAGUAGUGACUAGGCCUGGCAAUGCUGCAUUAACGGAUGAGGAAAAAUCUAAAUACCACAUUAUUGCGUCGUUCAGUGAGAUUGCCCUUCCCACCACACAAUAACACCUGGAAGCCCAUCACAACUAAAGAAAUAUAUUAAAAAAAGAGAUUUGCAUUGAAAAAGUUGUAUGAGACAAAUCAAUAGUUCAGUAUGCUUCAUAACAUAGAAAAAUAAAAUAUAAACUAAUACAUUUUCAUUGGCUCACGGGUACCAGCAUGUAUACAGUAGCAAAGCUUUAAUAAAAGAAAAGGUUUGAUUUAUUGGUUUCCAAUAGAAAUGAUAUGGCAAAGAAUUUGAAUGCCAAAUUGAAAAACAUUUUUACAGUUUAUUCUGCAAUUAAAACAUGCAGUGUGCAAUCCACU
Molecule: messenger RNA, 1310 nt
Organism: Pelobates fuscus (common spadefoot toad)
Lineage: Eukaryota; Metazoa; Chordata; Amphibia; Anura; Pelobatidae
Gene: ENOPH1
Product: enolase-phosphatase 1
Exons: 6
Coding region: 228-1010 (260 amino acids)
Molecular function (GO): acireductone synthase activity; magnesium ion binding
Source: RefSeq, a predicted model, not a curated record